Molecule: messenger RNA, 852 nt
Organism: Necator americanus (New World hookworm)
Lineage: Eukaryota; Metazoa; Nematoda; Chromadorea; Rhabditida; Ancylostomatidae
Exons: 8
Coding region: 1-852 (283 amino acids)
Molecular function (GO): N-acetyltransferase activity
Source: RefSeq, a predicted model, not a curated record
AUGGGCUUACUUACCCAUUUCACUCCAUCGACUGCUUCCGGAAUCUGGAAGCUUCUUUCGACGAGUAAGCCUUUGUUAAGCACGCACAGUGGUACCCUCUCAGAAAAUCCUAAUAAUUUCCUGAAAUGUUUUUCCUCAUUUCCCAUCCGACAACCUCGCAUCAAUAUUCGUAGAUUCAGGAAACCGAAUCAGGUUACCAUGGAUAAUUUUCACAUUUCUAUCGCAACCAUUGAUCAUCGAGAGGAAAUUCGUGAAUUUCUUAUGAAACAUUUUCUUGUAGAAGAAACCAUGAAUGUAGCAACUAGCAUAACAGAAGAAGAAUUUGGUCCAUUUGCCGAUGCUACGCUCGAUUCUUCAUUGUUGACACCAUUUUCAGUGAUUUGUCGCGGUGAAAAUGGUAAGAUUGCUGGAGUCGCGCUGAGUACGGUAUGUCACCGUGAUGAUCCUGAAUUCUCAAAUCCACUUGGAUCACCACAAAGGCCCGAAAUAGCUGCCAUCGCCGCCAUUUGUGAAGACAUACAUGGAUCCCUAUGGCGACUACUUGACCCAGACAUAAAAUCGGUUCUCGAGCUAGAUAUUCUGAGUGUAGCUCUUCAGCACCAGCGACGUGGUAUUGCUGGUAAGAUGCUGGAAAAGCGUAAAUCGCUCGAAUUGCUUAAGGAAUUCAAAAUUCAAGGGUUUGUCUGCCAAGCUUCAUCAUAUGCAAAUCAAAUGUUGUUGAGGAAACGAGGAUAUCAAGAACUCAAGGACAUCCCAUUCGCUCGAUUUGCCGAUCAAAAUGGGACGCAGCUGAUCAAACCACAUGAUCAAACUCGAUCUGUAAAACUUUUCUGGAAACCAUAUAAUCCAUGA